AAAGGCAUCUGCUGAGAGAUUUGGGACAGAAGAAGGUGGCCACUCUGAAGCAGACCGACUGUCAUACAGAGUCAGCAGCACCCUGGAGGAGGCCAAGACCACUGGCUCUUCUGAGAGCCCAGAAACACCCCCUGAGCCUCACGACCCCGGCAGCUCCCUGCCCCUGACACCCCAGAUGGAGAGUCACUCCGAGGAGGAAGAUCAUGGUGGCCUGGGCCGGAAUGGCAGGGGUCCCCGGGCCCAUAGCCCAAGGGGCUACUCGAUGGAGGCAGUGCUGAGCCGAAAGAAGCACCGCCGGCGGCCUUCCAAGCGCAAGCGGCACUGGCGGCCCUACCUGGAGCUGAGCUGGGCCGAGAAGCAGCAGCGGGAUGAGAGGCAGAGCCAGAGGGCCUCCCGGGUCCGAGAGGAGAUGUUUGCCAAGGGCCAGCCUGUGGCGCCCUACAACACCACCCAGUUCCUGAUGGAUGACCGAGACCCUGAGGAGCCUGACCUGGAUGUGCCCCAGGGGGCCUCCCACCCGGGCUCCAGUGGGGAGAGUGAAGCAGGGGACAGCGAUGGGCGAGGCCAAGUUCACGGGGAGUUCCAGCAGAGGGAUUUCUCAGAGGCCUAUGAGCGCUACCACACAGAGAGCCUGCAGGGCCGCAGCAAGCAGGAGUUGGUGCAAGACUACCUGGACCUGGAGCGGAGGCUGUCCCAGGCCGAGGAGGAGAGCAGGAGGCUGCAGCAGCGGUGCACCAGCCGACAGUCCUGUCACCUGGUUGAGGAGCUGGCUGCCGAGGUCGAGAGGCUCCGGACGGAGAACCAGCGGCUUCGGCGGGAGAACGAGAUGUGGAACCGAGAGGGCAGCCUUGGCGGUGGGGAGCCAGGCACCUAGGAGUGCCCCCCAGCCAGGUUGGCCCAAGCAGACAGUUCAUUUCACACACGCUCAGGCCGGCUGGGCCUCAAGUGGGCGGGCGGCCAGUGAAAACCACGCUCAGCACCCUGUGCUCCCCGAGGACAGCUUGACUUCCACCUUGUCGUUUCCACAAUUUGUUCUUUGAUGUCAUCUUAUUUUUCACAAAGAAAAUAAAUGGUUUUGGUGAA
This is a messenger RNA of Artibeus jamaicensis (Jamaican fruit-eating bat), 1083 nucleotides long. RefSeq names its product HEXIM P-TEFb complex subunit 2 (gene HEXIM2). Gene Ontology annotation, biological process: negative regulation of transcription by RNA polymerase II; negative regulation of cyclin-dependent protein serine/threonine kinase activity. The record is from RefSeq and is a predicted model, not a curated record. Gene Ontology annotation, molecular function: 7SK snRNA binding; cyclin-dependent protein serine/threonine kinase inhibitor activity. Gene Ontology annotation, cellular component: nucleus; nucleoplasm; cytoplasm. NCBI's taxonomy places the organism in Eukaryota, Metazoa, Chordata, Mammalia, Chiroptera, Phyllostomidae. The transcript has 2 exons. Bases 176 to 874 code for a protein of 232 amino acids.